Cercospora beticola is the source of this 375-nucleotide messenger RNA. RefSeq lists its product as uncharacterized. Lineage: Eukaryota; Fungi; Ascomycota; Dothideomycetes; Mycosphaerellales; Mycosphaerellaceae. The record is from RefSeq and is a predicted model, not a curated record.
AUGAAGACGUAUGCUUUGAUCCUCAUCGCAGCAGCAUCAGCUCUCGCUGCACCUAUCGACUCUCCACUCCUGGCAUACGGAGCAAAAUACGGUGCUGAUAAGACCGGCGUUGGACUUGGAGCUGCACUCGCGGGUGCUGCUUCUGGCGCAGGUGUGGGCGGAGGAGCUGGCAAUGGAGGCAUUGGUGGCGGAGGUGGUCUUCGCCUCGCCAAUCUAGCUGGCGUAGAAGUCGCCGGCAGCUCCACAGCUGGAACUCCAGGUGGAGGCGUUGGGCUGGGUCUAGCUGUAGCAGCACCAUACACUGGACUUGGAGCGGGGUUUGGAGCGGGAGGAAAUGGCAUUGGAGGUGGGAUCGGUCAGGGAAUUGGAAAGUGA